This is a messenger RNA of Coccidioides immitis RS, 459 nucleotides long. RefSeq lists its product as uncharacterized. The coding region runs from base 1 to 459 and encodes 152 amino acids. The record is from RefSeq and is a predicted model, not a curated record. Lineage: Eukaryota; Fungi; Ascomycota; Eurotiomycetes; Onygenales; Onygenaceae. The transcript has 2 exons.
AUGAGACUGGGCCCGGGAAAGUUGGAAAACCUGCAGGGCAAGGAUAAACCAAGCUCGAAGGUCUCCAGAGGUAUCCAACCAAAGUACGGAGCAGGUGGUAAAGAGUUUAGAGCCGAGGCGUUUCGUGGCUGGGCGAAUCUUGCGAAGAACGAUGACCGGGUUUAUCAGGAAUCGACGCCAUCGCCGUCGGAAUAUUACCUGGUGGCACUCCUUGCUCGGGCUGCUGAAACGUUACCCUCCUGCUGGGAUGGCCCCCAUAUUCGAUCAGCUGUAACGCCCGAUAAGUGGAAAGAUGGAAAAACGAAGGGGGCGUUGUGUGGAAAAGGGAUGCGUGAUUUGAUAUUGGGCGACGCCCGGGCAAAGUGUUGGUUGCCCCCCUCAUGCACCCCUCAUCCCCUACUAUUGCGGCGGGAGGCAAAGGUCAUCUGGAGAAAUUCAGAUCUUAAAGAACAGAGAUAA